Synchiropus splendidus (mandarinfish) is the source of this 5195-nucleotide messenger RNA. Its product is annotated as histamine H3 receptor. Gene Ontology annotation, molecular function: histamine receptor activity. Bases 248 to 1507 code for a protein of 419 amino acids. Gene Ontology annotation, cellular component: membrane. Gene Ontology annotation, biological process: adenylate cyclase-activating adrenergic receptor signaling pathway. The transcript is spliced from 3 exons. The record is from RefSeq and is a predicted model, not a curated record. Lineage: Eukaryota; Metazoa; Chordata; Actinopteri; Syngnathiformes; Callionymidae.
GCCCACGGUGGAGCACGUCUCCGCCGACCUCCUGCCAAUAAAUGAAGCUUCCACGCAGACUUAUGUUCCUCCUCACCACUGACGCGCUCUGGGGAUCGAACCUGGAACAGUUUGGGAAAGUGUCUUCAUUCGCCCACUUGUCUCCCGUCAUGUGGCACGGAUCGCCAGGAAGCGCAGUUCAACUUGCUCUGCGUUUUUACGCGUGCGAUGCAAAAACCUCUGCUAUGAAUUCGGAGUUCAUUUAGCCAUGGGCGCGCACAUUGUGGAGGGCAACUCCAGCAGCAACUUGACUCCCGCAGCGCCCGGGGUUGGGACUGUCUUCCCGGGCUACAUGGUGGUGAUCCUGUCGGUGCUGAUGGUGACGCUGGUGGUGGUCGUGGUGGCGGGGAACGCGCUGGUCAUCAUGGCUUUCAUUGUGGAUAAAACCCUGAGAACUCAAAGCAACUACUUCUUUUUGAAUCUGGCUAUAUCUGAUUUCCUCGUGGGUGCCUUCUGCAUCCCGGUCUACAUCCCCUACAACCUGACUGGCAGGUGGAUGCUUGGCAAGGGUCUCUGCAAGGUGUGGCUGGUCAUGGACUACCUGCUCUGCACAGCCUCGGUCUUCAACAUCGUCCUCAUCAGUUACGACCGCUUCCUGUCCGUCACCCGAGCGGUUAAAUACCGGGCGCAGAGGAACAUGACCCGCCAUGCCGUGCUGAAGAUGUUGGCCGUGUGGGCGCUGGCCUUCCUCCUCUACGGCCCCGCCAUUAUUUUCUGGGAGUCCAUUGUCGGCCGGAGUGUCGUCCCGGCGAACGAGUGCUACGCUGAGUUCUACUUCACUUGGUACUUCCUGCUCAGCGCCUCCACCUUUGAGUUUUUUACUCCCUUUGUGUCCGUGGCCUUCUUCAACCUCUGCAUCUACUUGAAUAUCCACCGGAGGAACAAGAUGGGCCUGUGUUCUGAGGAGAUUCCUGUAGAGAACAAGAGCAAGAAGAAGAGAAAAGAAGGAGCCGGCCUGGCUGUGUUUUUUGUCAAGACUCGAAAAGUGUCAUCCAGCGAGCCCACUGCGAUCUCCGCAGUGAUCGAGGACGACGACAUACUGUCCCCCUCCUCCAGCGGGGAACCCGCCACCAGUCAGAUAUUCAUACAAAGGGAGAAGUUCUCCCCGAGCAGGAAGGACUCCACCAUGUUUCAACCCUCUCCGUCCGGAAUCGCCACCGCACGCCGGGCGCAAGGAUCCCGCCUCUCUAGAGAUAAGAAGAUUGCCAAAUCUUUGGCCAUUAUUGUCUGCAUUUUUGGCAUUUGCUGGGCUCCGUACACCCUCCUGAUGAUCAUCCGAGCGGCCUGCAGCGGCACCUGCGUGGCCAACUACUGGUACGAGAUGACGUUCUGGCUUCUGUGGUUGAACUCGGCCAUCAACCCGUUUCUGUACCCGCUCUGUCACAGCAGCUUUCGAAGGGCUUUCUCCAAGAUCCUGUGUCCUAAGAGACAAUCAGUCCAGCCUCAGAUUGAGAUUCAAUCUUGUUAGAUGAUCUCUUUUGCACUUCCAAGCUUUACCAAUGCAGUGAUGAUCCACCAAUGUAAAGAAGCUACAUACUGUUCUUCCAUCUAACACGAGGAGGAAAAUUGAAGUCCUGCGACAAUUGAGCCGCUCCGAGUGAAGCAAUAUCGUGUGGAGUCGAAGGAGUGAAACAUCGGACCUUAAAAGACAUUAAAGAAGUUUGCGGCGAGUUAGGCGCAGACCUAGCUAAAGCACCUGUAACACUGUAUUACGUAGACGCCUUUUUAACCUAGUAGUAUGAGAGAUGGUCAUUUCAUUUAUUAGGCCCUGGUAAUAUCAAACAGUGUGAUGAUACAAAUGAUUUCAGCUUCACAGACAGCUGUAAUUCAGAUCCCACCGACUUAUUUAAGCCAUAUUUAAAUGCUUCAGUGAUCUAGUUCAAUGGGAAGCUAUUGAUUAUUGCGGUUUAAAAUCACAAAGAGAACAUUAUUAUCAGAAUGAGUCUUGUUAAUUGUAUAACAUAAUACCCUGCGUUUACGUAAUACAGUGUUACAAGCCCUUGAACAAAAAGUGAUUAUGUAAACACUUUUUUUCGUGCAUGCUUAAUUUAAAAAGACAAUCUUUUGUGGGGAAAACAUAAAAGAAAAGAUGGGAUUUUAGAGAUCACUGCUGUGUUUUAAAUGACUAUGACAAACCAUUCAGACAUGAGCACACUGCAACAGUGAAAAGAGUUUUGAAUCAUCAUAUCAUCAUUUUCAAUCAUCAUAUUAAGCUCCCCCAUAUCAAUGCUAUUAGCGGUAUUCAAACUGGUGAACAGAUGAAUUAGUUUAACAUUUCCUUCAACUGAUCAACUCUCCCUUUCAUCAUUGGUGUUACUAUAUUCACGUGAAUUGUUCUGCUCAAGGUCAGAUCGCUGCGGCAGCGACCAAAUUAUAGAAGCCCAGAAUUAUCUCUAACCAGAACCUCCUCCAGCACUUUGUCUUUUUCCAGUGGGAUAUCGAGGUGUUCCCAGCACAAUUGAGCGAUGCCAUCUCAAUAGCUUUUCCUUGUUGCACAUGCUCCAAAAGGAGGUGCCCAGGAGGCUAAAAGACUGAGUCACCUCGACCGGCUUCUCUUGAUGCAAGGAGCAGCUGUUCCACUUUGUAUCUAACGAAGAGUCCAGGCUUUUCAAUGAUGGUGAACCUGACUCAUUCAGUGCAGCGCUGGGCUUCUUGCAGUCCACACACAGUUGUUGAGCCACCAUGGAAGACCAUUUUGUCAUUCCUUGUUUUAUACAUGUCGCUGGCCCAAUUCACAACCCCUCGAGACACGAGUCUUGACAAAUAAAUGAUCUGUACAUCACCUUCAAAUGUUCACACUGCACGUUCCAUUUUGUUGGAGCUUCUGUCCCUUCUCCAUGUAGUUUUGGUCACUGAUAACUUUUGCCAUCUAGUUAAUCGGUCGCUUUGCCUCAUGGCUCAGCUCUGGCUUCAACUCAACUCACUGAUGCAGAGUCCUCAUGACUGAAGGUGCACACCAACCCUGCUGUCCAUGCUUCCCUCACUUGUGAACAAGACCCCAGACUCCACCUCUUUAAUAACUUUCCGUGUCAUAGAAUCCCUUCCACCUUCCUAUUUAGUCGAAGACAACAGUGUCCCUCUGUACACAGAUUUGAUCCGGCACUGCUUCCCCCAGAUUCAGCUCUUCCCACCCCUGAGCUUUAGCCUUGGAGCCAGGAGCUGGACUCGUCUUGGCAUUCAGAUGUGGCUUCAUCAGCGUCCCCUUUCAGCCCGAAGACAUCCUUCACUACGGGGGACUACUUUCGACUCUGUGACAAAUAAAGCCUCCAAAUAUAUGUGUUGCCCCUUAUAGCCGUGGCUAAGCUCAAGCUAUCUCUUUCAAUCACAAAGCCAAAGCUGUAUUUGGAGUGCAUUUUUAUCAAAUGUUUAAGCUGUUUUGUAAAUUGCGAGUUCAAAAUAAGAGAUACGAAAAGAAAAUUGAUCCCAACGACCCAACUCACAAAGUGUCUUAAAAUCAUCAAGUUUUUACAAAUAAAAAAAAAAAGAAAUUAGUACUUUUUUAAAGACAAUGGAGGGGGUUGGCGAGUAAGAUUUGUUGAUAUAGUUAGAAAGGUGUCGUCACUCUCACGAACAGCGUCAGAAACAAGGGUUCUGUUGCACAGGACGAGGUUGGUCAUGAUUCACUCACUUGCUAAUUCCAGCUUUAAAUAGGGUUGGACUGAAAAAAGAUCCAUUUAAUAUCACCAUCAAGCAAAGCUAGUCGUAGGCAUGAAGGUUAGAAGAAGUAGUUAAAGAAAUGCUAACAGCAUGUGGUCACUGUAUUUUAAAGAUGUUUCAUUGAGACGCGAGCACGGUUUGUAAUGGUCCGCCUGCAUGACCGCACUGAAAAAGAAGGUAAUAUCAUCUGUUUGCUCUGCUAUUCUUAAUAUCCUCUCACGUCGCCGUCAUUCCUGAUCCAGCAGAUCUGUUUCUCGUGGCUUCUAGAAAAGAAAAAAAAAGAAUUACAGUGCAUUUGAAAUCUUUUGUCCUCAAAAAUACAUUCAAAGCUUUUCAUCUCACAGCAAUACAAAUUAUAUUGUGUAAUUCUUAAAGUUUCAAGAGCUUGAAAAGAAUAUGAUGCUGUAUUUGAUAACUGUUUUUAUCUGUGAUGUUUUAUAUCAGUUAUCUUAAAAUGUGAGGCAAUGGCACGUGACAUCAUCUGCCGAUGCUGAAUUUGCACUUAAUUUUACAGAGUUGUUUAUGUUGAUUCUCAAAAUGUACAGCACUAUAAUGUGAGGGCAAGUUUUGUACAAAAAUAUAUCUAUGCCAACUAGAUUAUUGUGUUCUAUACAUGCAGUAUUUACUCAAAGAGACCGUUUACUUGACUUUGUUUUCAGCUCGAUGGCUGUGUCUGUGUCAGUAGCCAAAGGAAGAAUAAAAAAGAAGACUGACUACUAUAACACUUUUUUGGAGUUAAACCUGUGCUAAAGUGGAGCGGUGACUUUAACGAAACCAUCUGCUCUAUCGCCUCAAGUCACCUUCAAUAUAUGACAAGAUGAUAGAUUUCGUCCUCAGUGCUCAGAUGUGGCACAAGUAUUCCCAGUAGAAAUCUUGAGCUGUCCCAUAUCUGAAAAUACCUGUGUAUGUAACCACCCACACCUGCCUUAAGACCUGCCGCAGGUCCAGUGCCCUUGGACAAGUUGAUGCCCACUUGUUGAAGGCGUACAUGUGCAGGCGCAUUCAUGAGCCUGGUCGACACCAGAUGAAUAUGUCAUGAUGCUCACUGUCUCUAGUUACCCAAGCCUGUUAGUCGAAGCUCAGACAAUCUAUAAAGACACAGGAAAAUGGGUUUUUAAAAUGGAAUUUGGGCCCCCUUUCUUAUGUUAACAUGGUGUAUGCAAUAUAUUGACAAAUGUGAUGUGAAACAUCUGAAAUGCGACUCAUUAUUUGAUGUGGUUCACUGAUAUGAAUAAUAAACUUCAAUUGUCUCUAUGGAAACAUUUAAAGGUUUGUACAAGUACAGAGCAUUGAGUUGGUCAUUUGUACCACUGGUGAGCCGUGGGUUCAGUAGCAGACAGAUAUGAACACAAAUCUUUCAUCUCACUGUGCAGAUUCACUGAUAGUGUAACUGUAACUUGAGAGAUUGUGGUAUCUAAGAUGUUGUCAAGCUCUUGUGACGUUUUUCUGUUCAUCUGUUUCACCAGAAAUGGAGCACACUGGUUGUUGAAUUUACCAUA